AUGCCCUGGCGGCCGCUGCCUCGAAUUGCCUUCGCGGUGGCCAUAUACCCCUUCCAACCUUCCUCCCCCGCAGACCUGCCUCUUGAAUUAGGCGAUGAAUUGUAUAUUAUUGAACAGGGAGGAUUGGAUGGAGAAUGGUGUCGAGGAUAUUUGGUUGCGCCGCCGUCCUUGUUGGCGGGGUUAACGAGCACCAAGGGUCAGACCCUCGAGGCUCGUGUAUUUUCCGGCAUCUUCCCACGAAACUGCGUUGAGAUCCGGGAAGUUCUGGGUGAUGGUGAAGGAUACAAGGCCCUCCUUAAUGGAAAUGGCGAUCGCAAGAGUAUCGAUCGAUUGACACUGCCAGGAUUGGAUCUCGAGGGACAGUCGCGGAGUAGCGUGGCAUAUUCGAUGGCCGAGUCCCAACUGGGUGAAGUGUCGGAUGUGGUACUUGCAAAGAAGGGCAAGCCCGCACAAAUUGUGAUCCAUAAGACAGACGAGCUUGACCACGCCAGUCCGCGAUCCAUUCAGACCGAUGGAAUUGGUUCAAUUCCUCACACACCGGUGAAUUUUGCGCCCCGGGAUCCCGAUGCGCCCAAGCCUGCAGCGCCUGUGCCUAUGUUGAAAAUUGGCGAUGAGACACCAACUUCCUUGACAGAACCCUUGGUGGACGAAAUCGCGUCUUGCCUCCGCGAAUGGCAUUCCACCAACUUGCACGAGCUCUUACUGGCCCAGCAGUAUGAUGUAUUGGAUGAGAUGUCCACAAUUGUACAGGAGCUGGAUUUUGCAAGACGCCAAUUACUUCAUAAUGUCUUGACUAGCCAGGAGAAGGAGAUGUUGCGGGAUGAAACGGUCUGGAAACUCGUUAAAGCGAACAAGAUGCUUAGUGGAGACAUUAUUGUUCGCGACCCAGACCAGAGAGGCCGAUUAUUGACAGGCGAGGAUUCUGCUAUUCAACUAGCAAAGCUGCAGUCUGAAAUGGCUAUGCUGGAGAGCAGGCCUACCACCGCCUCGGACACCACUGCUCUGCACCACAUGCUCUUGGAAAUCAAUGCGGUGUCUGGAAACAUUCCUGGGCCCGUGUCUUUGGCGAUCCAGCUUUACUCCCGGUCUGACUCCGGGGUAUUUAGUCCACUUUCUGAGACAUUUAGUUUGGACAUUCCGUCCCCCGAGAAGUUUGUCAGCCUGACCCAGAGCAACAAACUAAAGACCUUGUUUACUGAACUAGCGGCCACGGAUAUCGGAGACGGCUCUGUAAAUGGGCGUCAGCUUUACCUUGCCACAUCAGUUCGUGCUGCAGAAGUACGCUCAACAGCUGACAGUACCCCUGCCUCGCGACCCUCCAUGUCGAGAGAGAGCCCUUCCACUCCCAAAACAAAUACAUCUGCAGGCAUACAGCCCUCAGUGAAGGGAAGCUUGCGAACGCGGCGCAGUAUGAUGUGGUCUCCGAAGGCCCGGGGUCCCAACGAUGGUGUAACACCGAAGACCACUGCCCAAGGAAUCCCACGUUCGUCGAGCAGUUCAUCGAGUGUAAAGGAACCACCAGCCCCUCAGCCCACGACGACAAAAGAAUCAUCAGCCAUUCGGACCAUUGGCGUUGGUAUUUUGGAGAUUUCGCCCAUUCUUCGACAAGAUCGAGAUGCUGAACAGGUGAUCAAUAUUUGGUCGCCUUCCCGUGAUGGCGAUGAAGGUGAAGGAAACGCCGAUGGGUUUGAUAAACUACUCCAUGUGCUUCUGCCUAGCCACACUGGUCGUUAUGUGCGCUCUGAUUAUGCUGCACGCCUACAUGUCCAUCUCCACCCCUUCGCCAGCACUGAUCCUGAAACCCUUGUUCGUGAAAACCCCACAAUUCUGCACGAUGUUGUCCAGACAAGGCGCAUCGGAUUCUCCAAGGCCCCCACCAAACCACGCUCCGAUAUCUACAUCACUCUCUCGCAGGCUGUGUUCCCAACAGAUGCUCUCCUCUCUCAUCCUACCGCUGGUCAAAUUCCUCUGCAAACAAACACCGGUCUGCAUAAUCUUCAGCUCACCUUGGAGGUGCGCGAUGUCAACGGAGCUCGCAUCGAUCGCUGUGUGUUCCCUUCUUCAGCGAACGCGUCACACACGGCAUGGCGAACUACCAUCGCGGCACGGGGCUCGCCUUGGAACCAGACAAUCCGUCUAAAGAUCCCGACUGAACAGAUUCCUGGAUCGCACAUCAUCAUGAGCGUUGCAGAUGCACCGGAGUUCCCAUUUGCUCUUUCCUGGAUGCCCCUCUGGGACCAAAAAGCCUUUAUUCGCGAUGGAAGCCAUUCAUUACUGCUUCAUGCCUAUGAUAAGCAAACUUCAAGCAUGGAGAAUGGAAAAGGCGCUUACUUGAGCCUUCCGUGGAGCGCACUUGGCAAAAACGAAUCUGCCAAGGAUGAAGCACUUACAGGUCCAUUGGCAACUCUGCGCCUCGAGACACAUCUGUGUAGUACUGAAUACUCACAGGAUCAGGUCAUAUUGAGUCUGCUGAACUGGAAGGAACGCCCAGUCGAUGAGGUGCUGGACACGCUGAAGCGAUUGCUCUUCGUCCCCGAGAUUGAAAUUGUCAAGCAGCUGCGUGGCGUUUUCAAUGCACUUUUCGGAAUAUUGGUAGAAAAUGCCGGUAACGAGGAAUACGAAGAUUUGAUUUUCCACAAUCUAGUCACAGUACUAGGGAUUGUUCACGAUCGACGAUUUAACCUGAGUCCUCUAGUGGACCAGUAUGCCGAUGAACAAUUUGACUUCCCCUUUGCCACGCCAUGCCUUAUUCGAAGCUACCUACGACUACUGAAUGCCCCCACAGAGCCAAAGCAGUCCCGCAACCUCCGCGCUGCUUUCAAGGUUGGCCGCCACUUGCUGAAGUUCAUCAUUAAUGCUCGUGAACAACAAAAAGCCAAGGAGGAGGGCAUUGGCAUUACUUCAGUGCAGUCCACUUUUAACCGAGAUCUACACACGAUCUUCAAGUCAAUGGAGAAGUUGAUGAAGAAUUCCAAUCCGGCAUUGGUCGGCAGUAAGACAUUGAUCGUCCAGCACUUCCACUCCUGGUUGCCUGAGCUUUCUAAGGUCUUUGGCCGUGACGAAAUGAUUAUGAUUGCGUUGAGUUUUAUGGAUUCCUGCAAAGAUGUGACGGGCAUGCUAGUAUUGUACAAGCUGGUGCUGAUCCAAAGUUAUACCCAAUUUGAAAUCUUCUCAUCUGGUGAAGAGAGGCAAACUCUGAUCUCCAGCUGCGUCGGUUGGUUGAAGCCGUAUUGGGGCUCUGGUGCGGGUGUUUCCGACCAAUACCGGGACCAGGUGCGACUGAGCAGUGCGAUUGUCGCUCAACUGCUCACUCAACCAGAUGCACAACUGUAUGACUUUAUGCCAAGCGUUGUCGCCUCUUACUGCGCUAUUGUUACAGAGGGGGUGGAUGAUACCGAAUACCUCUCCCUUCUCUUCAGCAAGUCCUUCCCCUUCCAAGUCAAGCUGUCCAAGACACCCCAGAAAUUCGAUGAAUCUUUGGUGGAGCUUUCUGCUAUUAUGGCAGCUCUUUCUAAGAUUGUCUCGCCUAAGACACCCAACCUGAAAGAAUUGGAGCUCGCAACCUUUAUAGCGCAGGCUUUCGAGGCACACAAUUCCAUCAUCGAUUGUGAGGCAUACCCCGAAAGUUGGUUUAGUAUUCAUGUCUACAACCACCGUGCCGCCAUCAAGGGUCUUGAACACCUGGCCCUGCUCUUAAUUGAAAAGUUUCUUCCCGCUCCCGAUGAUGCUGAUACCUUUGACACGAAGCUUUGGGAGUCAUUCUUCACCACGUUAUUGAAGGUUAUUUCUAGUGACGCCCUCGCCCUUGAGACCUUCCCCGAGCAGAAGCGGCGAGCUGUAUGGAAGAUUGCCGGUGAUGUUCGUGAGCAAGGUGCAGACUUGCUGCAUUCAACCUGGGAAGCUAUCGGUUGGGAGACUACCGACGAUGAAAGAGAACGUUACAACCUGAAGCGUAUGGGUGGCUACCAAGUUCAGUACGUUCCGAAUUUGGUACCCCCGAUCAUCGGAUUGUGUCUUAGUGUGCACGAGGGCCUGCGUCACGUUGCUGUUCAUAUUCUCCGGACCAUGAUCUUGAGUGAGUGGGACCUCAACCAGGAUAUUUCUAUAAUCGAAACGGAAAUUAUCUCGAGCCUGGAUUCUCUCUUCAAGUCCAAGCACAUGAGUGAGAGUGUUAGCCAGAAAAUAUUCAUUGGUGAACUGCUUGAUCUCUUUGAGGCAGAUGCCGAAUCUGAUGAGGAUUUGUUCAACGCCGUCAAGGGCCUUAUCUCAACUGUGGAUGAGCUUCUCGACCUCUUGGUGGCCUCUCAGGGCAGUGCUGCAAUUCAGAGUUUGCAUGCCCUAAAGCUUAUGGAGUACAUGAAGGAUAUGGGGCGCGAGGAUAUCUUCAUUCGAUACGUGCAUGAGCUCGCCGAUGGUCAAGCUGCUGCUGGCAAUUUCACAGAAGCUGGACUGGCGCUUCAAUUCCACGCCGAUCUUUACGAAUGGGAUGCUGUAAAACUCCUGCCCGAGACAAUGACCCCGGCUUUCCCUGCGCAAACUGCAUUUGAACGCAAGGAGUCUUUGUAUUUUUCAAUCAUUCAACACUUCGAGAACGCUAUGGCGUGGGCACCUGCUCUAACUUGCUACAAGGAAUUAUCUGCCCAGUAUGAAGCUGCGACAAUGGACUUCGCCAAGCUCUCCCGGGCCCAGAGUUCUAUGGCCCGUAUCUAUGACUUUGUUGCCAAGGGUACUAAGCAGUUCCCGCGCUAUUUCCGCGUUGUUUACAAGGGUCUUGGGUUUCCUCCUAGCCUGCGUGACAAAGAAUUCAUCUUCGAAGGAUCGCCGACAGAACGUAUGGCUUCGUUUGUUGACCGUAUGCAGCGUGAAAACCCUACAGCACAGAUCAUGUCUUCAGGCGAUAUUCCUGAUUACGAGGGUCAAUUUCUCCAGAUUAGCGGUGUCACUGCUCAUCGCGAAGUUGCUCAUCCCGUUUAUCAGAGGUCUAAGAUUCCUCUUUCUGUUCGAGAUCAUCUUUUGAUAUCCAACCCCAUCAGAUUCGCCGCCACUUCACGAAGGCACACCUCCAGCCCAGAUGUGCGGGAGCAAUUCGUUGAGAAGCUGAUAUUCACCACUGCGGAACAAUUCCCCAAUAUUCUUCGGCGAAGCGAAAUCAUUGCAGUCGAAGAAAUUGCCUUGUCUCCCUUGCAGACCGCCAUCGAGCGUACAUGCCGCAAGACCCAGGAAUUGCAUCUAUUGGAACGUCGUGCUACAUCGGGCGAGGAUAAUGGUCUGUCGAAUCUCACAGAAGCGUUGGAGCAAUUGCUGGAUUCACGAUCUUCAUCUUCUAACUGUGUUGCCUCGUACCGUGGGUUCCUGCGCGGCGCGCAAGGUGCAAAGGACAAGCUCGACGAGGCAGAUGAAGAUGACCUGAACGAAGAGGAGGACGAGGAAGAGGAAUUCCCGGAGACCAUGGACCCAAUGGAGAAUGCGCUUGCUGUUGCAUUAAUUGAUCAUGCUCUGGGAAUCAAACAUGCGUUGACCCUCUACCAACGUCCUGCCCAGCAAGCAACCCAGGCGGAGCUUCUCCGACGCUUCGAGAAUGUGUUCGAACCCGAACUGGCUUCUCUUGCUUCAUCACCACCGGACAUGCAUAGCCCAACCCCAACUCAGACAGCCCGCCAAUCCUUCAACUCGGGAAGCCGCCGAAACCAAAAUGGUCAGAGGUCACUCAGUCCAGAGCAGGAGCUCAUUCGGGCUUCACGGACCAACGGUCACACUCACAAACGAUCAGAGCGUCAAUCCGUCAGCCACCGGAUCAGUAUCAUGAACCCCUUUAAGCGUCACGGCGCCUCAAACUCCAUUUUUACCCUCCAGCAGGCAGAAUCUAAAGCUCAAAAUACCUCGGCUGAGCAGGAUGAUGUCGAUGACGACGCAGCAACAAUCCACAGUCGAACAACCACCCAUUCGCGAGGUGGAAAGAGUGACAAACGCCGAAGCUGGUUCGGUGGCGACAAAAAGCACGGCUCUUCUCCUUCAAUUGCCGGAGCGGUUGAUGAGAACGGAACCGCCUUGAAGAACAGACCCUCCCGUAGUGCCUCCCGCGACACCGCCGCCCAAUCUCAGGACGGCCGUAGUCGUGCAGGUUCACAACAUCGUGGCCCUACUUCCAGCGGCACCACAGGCACAACAUCUGAUCGGCCUGCUCCUGCUGCGAGUGGCGGCUGGUCCACACUCCCCCCUACACGUGAUUACUCCCGCCCUGUGACACGCGAUAGUACCCACGGUCCUCGCGAGUUGUCAGUGAAUUCCAACGGAAGCGGUACCGGGACUACCACGCGUGUCUCAACCACCUCUGCCGGACCUAACGCCGGUGUACGCGACUCCGUCUUUCGCCGAUUCAGUCUCCUUAAGGGUGUCGGGCGCAAAACCAGCCGCAUGGACUUCAAAGCCAACGGCACCUUGCAAGAGGAGUGA
Messenger RNA from Penicillium longicatenatum, 6453 nucleotides. Its product is annotated as guanine nucleotide exchange factor DCK1. Gene Ontology annotation, cellular component: plasma membrane; cytoplasm. The transcript has a single exon. Gene Ontology annotation, biological process: small GTPase-mediated signal transduction. NCBI's taxonomy places the organism in Eukaryota, Fungi, Ascomycota, Eurotiomycetes, Eurotiales, Aspergillaceae. The coding region runs from base 1 to 6453 and encodes 2150 amino acids. Gene Ontology annotation, molecular function: guanyl-nucleotide exchange factor activity; small GTPase binding. The record is from RefSeq and is a predicted model, not a curated record.